AUGUCGAAACAGGCUGGAUCGAUGAGAUCGGAAGCUUUGGUUGGCUCCUUUCAAGAUCUGGCAAAACAGUCUGAUUUAUCGUACGGCACAGUGAGAGACUCGUCUGUCUAUGAGUACUUCCAGGCAAAGGGGACCAACCCCCUGGAGCAGGACAGCACGUACGCUGAACUUUGGAGAACAAUCAGUAAAAACAACGGGGCAGACAACUGUGUGUCAGCUACUAACGAAGGCAUCAGGAAGAUAAAGACAGGAACAUAUGCUUUCCUGUGGGAUAUGGCUGUGGUGGAAUAUACAGCAUUGACAGACGAUGACUGUUCCCUGACAGUGGUUGGGAACAGUAUUAGCAGUAAAGGGUAUGGGAUUGCAUUGCAACAUGGCAGUCCCUAUAGAGACCUCUUCUCCCAGAGGAUCCUCGAAAUGCAAGACAGUGGUGACCUGGAUGUCUUCAAGCAGAAAUGGUGGCCAAAGAUGGGACGAUGUAACCUGAAGGGCCACACUAAUGGCCAGCCCGAUGGGCGAGCGUUGAAACUCCAGAGCUUUGCUGGGGUUUUCUGUAUCCUAGCCGCAGGCCUGCUACUCGCCUGUUUGGUGGCAGCUCUGGAGAUUUGGUGGAACAGCAACCGAUGCCAGCAAGAAUCACCCAAGGAGGACAAGGAGGUGAAUCUGGAGCAGGUUCACCGUCGGAUGAACAGCCUGAUGGACGAUGAUAUGGCCCAUAAGCAGAUCUCUGCAGCAUCGAUCGAAAUCUCGGCACUGGACAUUGGCAGCAUGCAGACCAGCCAGAGUUUAGAGCCAGCACGGGAUUACCAGAACACCCAGAUCUCAGUCAGCACUUUUUUACCAGAACAAACUCAUGCCACAAGUAGGAAGCUCUCUUCCUUGGCCAGCACCAACCUGUCUCUGCCUCUCAGCAGCUCUGCCACACUGCCCUCGAUACAGUGCAAACAUCGAUCACCAAAUGGAGGACUCUUCCGCCAAAGCCCACUGAAAACCCCCAUCCCCAUGUCAUUCCAGGCUGCUCCAAGCCCUGGGGGGCUCCCUGAAUCCAUGGAGCCUUCCCAUGGAACCUCCAUUUAAUUUCAAACGCCGCAUGGCAACAUUUUUAAUAUAAAAAAUUUACAAAAA
Molecule: messenger RNA, 1125 nt
Organism: Rhincodon typus (whale shark)
Lineage: Eukaryota; Metazoa; Chordata; Chondrichthyes; Orectolobiformes; Rhincodontidae
Product: glutamate receptor ionotropic, delta-1-like
Exons: 5
Coding region: 1-1077 (358 amino acids)
Biological process (GO): modulation of chemical synaptic transmission; synaptic transmission, glutamatergic
Cellular component (GO): plasma membrane; postsynaptic membrane
Molecular function (GO): transmitter-gated monoatomic ion channel activity involved in regulation of postsynaptic membrane potential; glutamate receptor activity
Source: RefSeq, a predicted model, not a curated record